Poecile atricapillus (Black-capped chickadee) is the source of this 1184-nucleotide messenger RNA. RefSeq names its product RAP2B, member of RAS oncogene family (gene RAP2B). The record is from RefSeq and is a predicted model, not a curated record. Gene Ontology annotation, molecular function: GDP binding; GTP binding; GTPase activity. Gene Ontology annotation, cellular component: plasma membrane. Gene Ontology annotation, biological process: negative regulation of cell migration; Rap protein signal transduction. NCBI's taxonomy places the organism in Eukaryota, Metazoa, Chordata, Aves, Passeriformes, Paridae. Bases 296 to 847 code for a protein of 183 amino acids. The transcript has a single exon.
CAAUGGGCGGGGCGGGCCGCCAUGGGCCGCGGCAGCGCUGUCCCGCCGCCGCGCCGGGGCCGGGGCCGGUAACGGCAGCGCUGCCGUCCUCUCUCCCGCCUUCCUCCUCCUCAUCCCCUUCCUCCUGCUCCUCGGCGCUGCCCGGCGCCGGGGCUGUCCCGGCGCCGCUCCGCAAGGCGCGGCCGCCGCUUCCCCGCCCCGGCGCGGGGCCGUCCCUCGUCCCCUCCCUCCCUCCGCCCCGUCCCCGCCCGCCGCGGCAGCCCCGAGCGGGAGGCGGCGGAGGGAGGCGGGAGCCAUGCGGGAGUACAAGGUGGUGGUGCUGGGCUCGGGCGGCGUGGGCAAGUCCGCCCUUACGGUGCAGUUCGUGACCGGCUCGUUCAUCGAGAAGUAUGACCCCACCAUCGAGGACUUCUACCGCAAGGAGAUCGAGGUGGACUCGUCCCCGUCCGUGCUGGAGAUCCUGGACACGGCGGGCACCGAGCAGUUCGCCUCCAUGCGGGACCUCUACAUCAAGAACGGGCAGGGCUUCAUCCUGGUGUACAGCCUGGUGAACCAGCAGAGCUUCCAGGACAUCAAGCCCAUGCGGGACCAGAUCAUCCGCGUCAAGAGGUACGAGCGGGUGCCCAUGAUCCUGGUGGGCAACAAGGUGGACCUGGAAGGCGAGCGCGAGGUUUCCUUCGGGGAGGGCAAAGCGCUGGCCGAGGAGUGGAGCUGCCCCUUCAUGGAGACCUCGGCCAAAAACAAAGCCUCGGUGGACGAGCUGUUCGCCGAGAUCGUCAGGCAGAUGAACUACGCGGCGCAGCCCAACGGGGACGAGCCGUGCUGCGCCUCCUGCGCCAUCCUCUGAGGGCGGCGGCGGCCCCGCGCCCCGGCGGACACGCUCGGGGACAAAACAUCGGGGAAAAAAUUUCAUCGUGGUGGAAAUGUGGCUUUUCUCGGCAUGUACGUUUCGUCCAGUCUUGGUCAUGGCAUAUUUCCUGUCAGUGUCGGCGGCGGGCGCGAGAGCAGCCGGUCCCGCCGCCCGGGGAGCGGAGCCACGCGGGGAACCCGCCCGGGACAGCCCCGGGGAGCCCGGCCAGGAGCGGGGCCCUCAGCCCGGACAGCCCCGGGGAGCGGUGCCCUCAGCCCGGACAGCCCCGGGGAGCGGGGCCCUCAGCCCGGGGAGCGGUGCCCUCAGCCCCGGG